ACCGAUCGACGCCUCACUGCCAACAUCGUCACCAACCCUUCCACUUUAAAUCCAUGCAAACCGCCCUCAUCCUUGUCGCCAAGCAGACUGCGCUCGCGCUAGCACCGCGCGUUAUGUCCAUGACCCCAGCUCUUCAGGUCGCCGUCAAGAGCACGCAGCGUACACUAACCACGCAAGCGCAGGAGAACCGACGCCCCGUUCUUUUCCGUAAGGACGACGAGAAGGAAAUGCGCAAGCUGUUGCGAAAGUUGCAUCUGCAGGCAUGCUACAAUGACAAGACCGGUUUCCGCAACCAGGUCGAGCACGAUAAGCAAACCCUCGGCGAGAUACCGGGUCUCGUGCCUGGAGUGGACCUGACGCAGGAGCAAGUGGAUGCACUUCUGAACUGGAAGCACCUGCACUAAGGUGACGAGGACUCAUGACCUUCGCGAAGGACGGGGGAAGACUGGUGUUCUCUAGCUCUUGACUUUGCAAGGAGUCACGUCAGCUUCAGCGCCUCAGUCAUCGCCUGCCUUCCCAAACUCCGAUCGGGUUCACCUUCGGCCCCGAGCGGCAGCGUUGUAGUUCCAGGGCCUCGCCUGCACGUACGUGUCCACACAUCUCCGCUCUCCUCGCGACGCGGACCCCAACGACGAUGCUUUACGUCUGGUAGCAGCAUCCUACAACUGAUUUUGGCAGUGACCCAUCAUCUUGUAGCUUUUUUCGAUCUAGCUGAUCGACUCGGAAAUCAAUAGAUUUUCAGCAUGACCGCGAAA
Molecule: messenger RNA, 755 nt
Organism: Phytophthora infestans T30-4
Lineage: Eukaryota; Oomycota; Peronosporomycetes; Peronosporales; Peronosporaceae
Exons: 2
Coding region: 54-404 (116 amino acids)
Source: RefSeq, a predicted model, not a curated record